Molecule: messenger RNA, 1447 nt
Organism: Amoebophrya sp. A25
Lineage: Eukaryota; Dinophyceae; Syndiniales; Amoebophryaceae
Source: the annotation of a GenBank genome assembly
GCAGUUUUGGCGGCUCGGUUUAUUCCCAAAAACAGCACACCAUGGCGACAGCACGAGGAGGUGGACUAGCACAGCAGCGUGAUUAUCGUCCUCUCGAGGACCGCAUGAUCGGCCCUCCUGCUGGUCCUGGAAAGGGGCAGUGUCUUUUGGACAGAAAUCUCGUUUCAUCCUCGGCACCACGUGGACUUGAACAUGAUAAACAACAACACAUCAAUGGAGGAGGUGGACCUAAAGAACACAAUGGACCUAAAGAACACAAGUUGCGCGACUUGUCAUCUGCUGAUGAAGAUAACUAUCCGGAUCCGUCGCGUGGUCCUCCACGACCAGAGGAGCACCACUACAGCACGACAGUCGCCCACGAGAGCGAGAAAUCCAACGGGGGUGGUGGAGGUGAUCACCUCAUCUCUCAACCGAGAUCAUCCGACCACGUCUCCUCGUCGCCAGAGGAGCGCACGACCUCCGUCGAAACUGGCAUCGCGCGGGGUAAGAGCGCCUCGUCCAGGAGUACGCACAACAAGGGGAUGCACACUCAUCUCCCAAAAGGCAGUCCCAAAGGUCCGAAAGGCACCAAUGUUAAGGCCACAAGAAAUCCAUCUCCACUGUUCUCAUCUUGGUCCCGUUUUUAAAGGGAGAAGGAGACCACGCAAGAUGCUGCUGAAGAUGGAUUGCUCCUAUUUCUAACAAUGGCAACAUUCCAGGAGGUCCAGGCCCGGCCCCGGCGAUUGCGUCCUCCAGUCCCGACCAUGCACCUAGAUCCUCAUACGAUGACGAUGCUCUUGAUCGUGUCGCGGCGCGGCAACAUCAUGGGAACAAUAUAUACAAGAAAAGCGCUAGUAAAGGGCAACAGCAGCAGGCUUUCUCUUUGAGUGCAGCGAGUUCGCGAUUACAUUCGAAGAAUGGUCAACAUCAACAGAAUGGUGGAAAACAUCAAGAUAUUAGAGCCCCUACAGGAGCAACUCCAUCUCCAUCUGCACAUGGUGGAAAACGUCAAGAUAUUAGAGCUCUUACAGGAGCAGCUCCAUCUUCACAUCACGGCGGUGGAGGUCGGAACCGCCUUCCUACCCACUAUGCUGCUGCCGAUGAUCCGGUUGUUCCCCGAGUAAAUAAUCAAGAAGUCUCAGGCGACUUCUUGGGCGUCACCCGUGCAAACGCUGUUGGCAGUGCAAACGGCGCUCCGAAUGGAGGCGCAGCUGCUCCACGGUAUGGGUAUCAUGCAAACGACGCUCUUCAGCCUCCGCCUCCUCAUCUUAGAUCAUCCAGCCCGAGCCGGAGCAGAAACAACUUCGGAGCCAGCAGCGUAGCUGCAAGUUCCCAGGUUGCGGACGUGAUUCACAGCUUGCCAGCGGAGCUGCUGCAGCAAUUUCCGGCCCAGCUCCUCGAGAAUAUACCAGAGCCACUGAUCAGAGAGUUUCGUUUCAACGAACCUCGCACGACAUUUGCGAGUCAG